This is a messenger RNA of Neofelis nebulosa (Clouded leopard), 2994 nucleotides long. It is a transcript of the gene BNIP2, whose product is annotated as BCL2 interacting protein 2. Bases 250 to 1221 code for a protein of 323 amino acids. Gene Ontology annotation, biological process: apoptotic process. The transcript has 11 exons. Gene Ontology annotation, cellular component: cytoplasm. NCBI's taxonomy places the organism in Eukaryota, Metazoa, Chordata, Mammalia, Carnivora, Felidae. The record is from RefSeq and is a predicted model, not a curated record.
CGCCGGGGCAGCUCUCUGCAUCCGGGUCAGCUGCUGCCGCUGCAGCUGUAGCCAGGGGACUGGGCCAGGGUCUCCGCUGCCGUCCGAGGGGAGCGGGCUCCUCUCGGCGCUACCUCUUGCGACCUGGCCGUCAGCCCCGCGUCGCCGGCCUGGAGGGGCGAAGAAGACGAGGGGGCCAAGGCUUCCUCCGGGGACAUUGGCUCUCUGGAUUAUCAGGAGCUUGUAGUUGAUAUUGAAUCUAAGCUGAGGAUGGAAGGUGUGGAACUUAAGGAAGAAUGGCAAGAUGAAGAUUUUCCAAUACCUUUACCAGAGGAUGAUAGUAUGGAAGCAGAUAUAUUAGCUGUAACUGGACCAGAGAGCCAGCCUGAACUUAAUGGAAAUAAAGUGAGAAAGAAACUCAUGGCCCCAGACAUUAGCCUGACCCUGGAUCCUAGUGAUGGCUCUGUGCUGUCAGAUGAUUUGGAUGAAAGUGGAGAGAUUGACUUAGAUGGCUUAGACACGCCAUCAGAGAACAGUAAUGAAUUUGAGUGGGAAGAUGAUCUUCCAAAGCCCAAAACUACUGAAAUUAUUAGGAAAGGCUCAAUUACCGAAUACACAGCAGCAGAGGAAAAAGAAGAUGGACGACGCUGGCGUAUGUUCAGAAUUGGAGAACAGGACCACAGGGUUGAUAUGAAGGCAAUUGAACCCUAUAAAAAAGUUAUCAGCCACGGAGGAUAUUAUGGCGAUGGAUUAAAUGCCAUUGUUGUGUUUGCUGUAUGUUUUAUGCCUGAAAGUGGUCAACCCAACUAUCGAUACCUGAUGGACAAUCUCUUUAAGUAUGUUAUUGGCACUUUGGAGCUGUUAGUAGCAGAAAACUACAUGAUAGUUUAUUUAAAUGGUGCUACAACUCGAAGAAAAAUGCCCAGUCUGGGAUGGCUCAGGAAAUGCUAUCAGCAAAUUGAUAGAAGGUUACGGAAAAAUCUAAAAUCACUAAUCAUUGUACAUCCCUCAUGGUUUAUCAGAACACUUCUAGCUGUUACAAGACCCUUUAUUAGCUCAAAAUUCAGCCAAAAAAUUAGAUACGUCUUUAAUUUGGCAGAACUAGCGGAACUUGUCCCCAUGGAAUAUGUUGGCAUUCCAGAAUGCAUAAAACAGUAUGAAGAAGAAAAGUUAAAAAAGAAACAAAAAAGAGUUGAUCAAGAGCUUAAUGGAAAACAGGAUGAACCGAAAAGUGAACAGUAAGUUUGGCAUCUAGUCCAGACAAGACUGAAGAAUGUGCUGAUGAAGCAGUGCUCUUUUUUGCAUUUAUAAUGCAUUUAUUGGCCCUGAUUUUUAUGUAACCUGUUACAAAAUUGACUUGAUUCUUCCUUAAUGGACUUUUGUAUAAGGGACUGUUCACUGCUGUAUUGGUUUGCAAAUCUCUUGAAUUUAGCUCUUUAUUAGCUAAUUAUAUUGUACUCAUUUUAUAUUUUAUAUUGCUAAAUAGCAGAGAACCACACUUUAUAUAAAGCAGUUUUUGCAUUUGUUUGUUGAAUGAUACAUCUUCUUCAGUAAAAUAUUUAUAUGCCUAAAUGGUAAAGGAAAGAGAUAAUAUAUAUUUUUAUGUUUCUGAGCAAUAUUUUUUAAUGUAUACCUGUCUUGUGGAAGAAUGUGCAGGUAAAUGAGAUCAUGAUUUGUAAAGUGCAUGUUCGAAUUUCUGUUUUUGUAGAUGGUUAGAUACAUUUCCUGGGUAACUUACAGAAUAAAGUUGCUCAUAAGAUGAGGGACAGUUAAACUGGUUCUCAUGAACACCCAAAGGUCAUGUUCAUAAUCUAAGUAGAUGUAUACUAUCCUAGGCUUUUUUCUCAUUUAAUAAAUACCGUUUAAUUCAGAAGCGCAAAUACAAAUGUAUUGCACACUGUUUCCUUUUUAAACUUUAAAGACAAGUCAAAAAGCCAUUUUUAGAACUACAGAGGCUAAGAAUUGGGAUUUGUAUAUAUGUAUAUAUGGGACAUUUUAUCUUCUGGCCCAAAGUCAGAACUUUAUUAUAAGCAUUUUAGAUUUGUUCACUAAUGUGAAAUAAGCUGUGUGUCCAGGGUAUCACUCUCCAGAAUUUGUGAGUGCAGUGUAGUAUUCAGAGAAUGUGAUGAGUUCUUCACUGUCACUAUUUUUCUGUAGAAAAUAGGGGCUGCUUUUUUAACUGCUCUCAAUGUGGGCACUUUACCAAAAUACUUUAUCAGUUAUUUAAAUUUGAUAAUAUGUGUUUGACCUAGUCAGAUAUUGUGUGUAUUCACAUUUUCUUUUGAAUCAUGUUGACAGUACUGUAAAACUAAGUUAUUUUGUAAGUCUUAGAGCAUCACUGCAUUAUGCUGUUUUGGAUGACACAUUUAUAUUAACUUUUUGUUUAAUUUGGUAAGUACCUUGACACUAUAUUAAAAUACAUUGUCCUUAGGUGCUCGAACAGAACUUAAUUGCCCGCAGAAUCAUCCUAAAACAGUAGGUUGGUCUAAUAUUGUGUCAUACACUUGUGUGACUCAUUUGGAAAACUUGGUAUCCUCCAAAUUUGAGGGUACUGCCACACUCUGGGCCUUCCUGUAAGGCAAUUUAUUAAAGAGUGUCCUAGAGUAGCAAAAUUGGAGCAAAGGAGGGCUAAGCUUUUAGGCUUUAUUCUGUCAGACUGAACAUACAUGUGGCUUUCACCAUUGCCAUUUUUAAUACAAAGUUUGUAUUACCAAGAGAAUUUUCCUUUACUUUUUGUCCUUCUCAGUUAUAAACUUGACAUGCUAAACCUAAGUCUAAUCCUGGAGGAUUCCCAGGAUGAGAUGUUCCUCAGCAGCCUUCUGACUUACCUUGGAUCCAGCAGCUGUAGGCAGAUCCUAAACUAACGUCAUUCUGGCAAGUAAAGCCAAAACCAUUAUUGCUUGCUCAAACCUUAGAAACGGCUUGUGUUGAAAAAGCAAACUAACAAUAACAACUUAGCCAUUCCUUCUGAAUUGAACCACAUGAGAAUCAUGGAUAAAUGAUUGUGGAAUUUAA